CUGGGGCACACAAAAAUUUGCCUGCUCCGCUGAACGUCCAUCUGACUACAUCAAUCACGAACCCAAGCCAACGGUACGCAAACCACGAGCCUCUGCCUAAUACUGAAUCCGACAAAAUGCCUCCCAAGAUCGACCCCAACGAGAUUAAGAUCAUCCACCUCCGUGCCACUGGUGGCGAGGUUGGUGCAUCUUCUGCUCUGGCUCCUAAGAUUGGUCCCCUCGGUCUCUCUCCCAAGAAGGUCGGAGAAGACAUUGCUAAGGCCACUGGUGACUGGAAAGGCUUGCGCGUGACUGUCAAGCUCACUAUCCAAAACCGUCAGGCCGCCGUCUCGGUCGUUCCGACCGCCUCUUCUCUCAUCAUCAAGGCCCUCAAGGAGCCCCCAAGAGACCGCAAGAAGGAGAAGAACAUCAAGCACAACAAGUCUGUCAGCCUUGAUGAAAUCAUCGAGAUUGCCCGUCAGAUGCGCUUCAAGUCUUUCUCCAAGGAGCUGAAGGGUACCGUCAAGGAAAUUCUCGGCACUGCCUACAGCGUUGGCUGCCGUGUCGAUGGCAAGCCUCCCAAGGUUAUCCUCGAGAAGAUUGAUAACGGCGAGAUUGACAUUCCCUCGGAGUAAAAAAUGACAUGGUGAAAUGACUCGAGGAUCACAUUCUCAGUGCAUGCAUAUGAAGCUAUGUGCUAGAAUGUCUUUAAAUUAAUUUAGUCAUGAAUUAACGUGUUUCCUCUAUUCUUUUUUGUCCCUCGUCAUUUUCUGUUUCAAUUGCACGAAUACUGUCGAACCUCAGGAGGGCCGAGUAGUCGAAUUAACUGGAUACUUCGUGCUACAUGUAACCCAGCGACUGGGCACAUACCAAUAAUUGGGGAAAUAAGUGAUGGGCAAGUCAAGCUUUUCUAUAUGUAGGUUUCAAAUCUAUUUCAACUUAUCAGCUCCGCAGCAUAUAUUUUAA
[Torrubiella] hemipterigena is the source of this 945-nucleotide messenger RNA. The record is from the annotation of a GenBank genome assembly. Lineage: Eukaryota; Fungi; Ascomycota; Sordariomycetes; Hypocreales; Clavicipitaceae.